Messenger RNA from Molossus molossus (Pallas's mastiff bat), 1101 nucleotides. Its product is annotated as archaemetzincin-2-like. Gene Ontology annotation, molecular function: metallopeptidase activity. The record is from RefSeq and is a predicted model, not a curated record. Lineage: Eukaryota; Metazoa; Chordata; Mammalia; Chiroptera; Molossidae. Gene Ontology annotation, biological process: proteolysis.
ACACGAUGUGACUGGAAGAGACCUGUCAUUAUGCAAACAGUAAGGCACUCGGAACAGACACUUAGAACAGCUCUCAUCUCAAAGAACCCAGUGCUUGUGUCCCAGUAUGAGAAGUUUAAUGCUGCAGAAUGGCGUUUGAUGAACGAAGCCUUCCAACCAGCCAGUGAUCUCUUUGGACCCAUUACCUUGCAUUCUCAGUCAGAUUGGAUCACCUCCCAUCCUGAGCCUCCCCAAGACUUCGAAGAGUUUUUCAAUGCUCCUUCCAGAAAGACACCCUCUCCGGAGAAGCGCAGUAUUUAUAUACAGUACAUUGGAUUGCUUAUUAUCAGUGAAGAAUAUAUUAAAUGGCUCAAGGGCUACUGUGAAACAUUUUUCUAUGGCUUGACAGUAAGACUACUGGAACCGGUCCCUGUCUCCGCAACGAGGUGUUCCUUUAGGGUCAAUGAUAGCACACAGAAGCUACAAAUACAUGCAGGGCACAUCCUGAAGUUCUUAAAAAGGAAGAAACCCGAAGAUGCCUUCUGUGUUGUGGGAAUAACCAUGAUUGAUCUUUACCCAAGAGACUCCUGGAAUUUUGUCUUUGGACAGGCCUCUUUGUCAGAUGGUGUGGGGAUACUCAGCUUUGCCAGGUAUAGAAGUGAUUUUUACAACUCAAGCUAUGAAAGCAAAGGGAAGGCAUUGCAGAAAAAGUCUUCGAACGACUAUUCGGUUUUUGAUAACUACUAUGUUCCUGAAGUGACUAGUAUUUUGCUGCUUCGGUCCUAUAAGACUUUAACCCACGAGAUUGGACACAUAUUUGGACUUCGGCACUGCCAGUGGCUUGCAUGCCUGAUGCAAGGCUCCAACCACUUGGAAGAAGCUGACCGGCGCCUCCUAAAUCUGUGCCCGAUCUGUUUAUGCAAGUUGCAGUGUGCUAUUGGCUUCAACAUUGUAGAAAGAUACAAAGCCCUGGUGAGGUGGAUUGAUGAUGAAUCCACUGAAGCACCUCGAGUCACUCCGAAACAUAGUCAUAAGGAUAGUGUGAAUUUGCCCAAACCGGUGGAAGCCUUUAAGGAGUGGAAAGAGUGGAUAAUGAAAUGCCUUGCCGUUGUCCAAAAAUAA